Molecule: messenger RNA, 551 nt
Organism: Penaeus monodon (black tiger shrimp)
Lineage: Eukaryota; Metazoa; Arthropoda; Malacostraca; Decapoda; Penaeidae
Product: cuticle protein AMP1A-like
Exons: 3
Coding region: 23-490 (155 amino acids)
Cellular component (GO): chitin-based extracellular matrix
Molecular function (GO): structural constituent of chitin-based larval cuticle
Source: RefSeq, a predicted model, not a curated record
GUUUCUCUUAUUCACCGGAAACAUGAACUUUGUUAUUAUCUUCGCUUGCGUGGCAGCCGUGGCCAUCGCCGCCCCUCAGUACAGUUACGUAACACCUGACUCAAGCGAAGAAGUCGAAUUUGUGCCGAUUCUGAGGGACGAUCGCGUCCACGAGGAAGAUGGAACCUACAAGUUUGACUUUGAAGCUGGAAAUGGCAUCCGUUUCUCCCAGUCUGGAUCCCCUGAUGGAGACGAGGACGCUGUGAUCAAAACAGGAGAAUAUUCGUACACUGCCCCUGAUGGCACCCUCAUCCACGUCCGCUUCGUGGCUGACGAGAACGGCUUCCAGCCUCAGUCCGACGCCCUUCCUGUGGCUCCCGCGUUCCCCCACCCGAUCCCCCAGUUCGUCCUCGACCAGAUCGCGUUCGCCGCUGAGGAGGACGCCGCUCGUGCUAGUCAGGAGUCAGAGGAAGUGUCUUCUCCAGCAGGAUUUUAUCGUUACCCUCAAUAAUGGACAAGAAUUGACUGUAAUAUAUAUAACUUAUUGAACAAUUAUAUGCACUCCAAAAGAU